Rhizophagus irregularis DAOM 181602=DAOM 197198 is the source of this 597-nucleotide messenger RNA. The record is from RefSeq and is a predicted model, not a curated record. NCBI's taxonomy places the organism in Eukaryota, Fungi, Glomeromycota, Glomeromycetes, Glomerales, Glomeraceae.
AUGUUAAGUGAGAAGAAAUGGAGAUUUAUGGAAGAAUUGGUAAUUAUUUUAAAAGAAUUUGAAAAAAUCACAAGAAUAUUAAAUGGUUCUAAUUAUAUUACUUUAUCAUUAUUAUAUCCUUUGAUUUCAAAAUUAAAAUGCUUUAUUGGAGAUAUGAUAAAAAAAUAUCAAAAUAAUGAAAAUAAUAAUAACAAUGAAAUUUUAUCAAAUGAUGAAAUACAAGAAGAUAUACUAGAGAAAUUUGAAGAAAUACCUGAUAGUGAAUCUGCAAAUAUAAUUGAAAUCAAUGAAAAUAGGUCAAAGAAAAACUUAAAUAUUUCAAAUCCAAUUAAAAUAAAAAGACUAGUUUUAUUAUUUUUGAAUACAUUCAGCAAGUCAUUAGAAAAAUAUUGGUUAGUUUUUUCUAAUGUUGGCCUUCUUGCUACUCUAUUAGAUUUGCAUUCCAAAAAAUUAAUAUGUUUUGAGAAAUCCUUAAUAGAUAGUAUCUUUGGCGAAGAAGAAAAUGAAGAUAAUGGUGAUGAAAAUGAAGUUAAAGAAUAUUUAAAACUCAAGCCAAUUAGGAAUAUUGAUUUUUUAUUAGUGUUUCACACAAAUUGA